AAGCAUUAAGCUAAAUUGAAGGAGUAUUUUGAGGUCCGUAGUUUUUAAACUUAACUUAGUUACAUUUUCCCACAUACGGUUAUUACUUCACAAAACGAAGUGGUCUUGUUUUGUUAGCAACAACAACAAAAAGGAAACUCUAAGAAAGUGUGAAACAAAAACAAUGGUGAAAUCUAGUUCCUGUCUCAGAUUAAUCACAUGCGGUAGUGGUGAUGCUACUGACAAAGAAGAUCACCAACUAGUUUCCGAGAUCAAGGACUCUAAUGAUAAACGCGGCUGGAGUUUCCGGAAGAGAUCUGCAAGGCAUCGUGUGCUUAGCAAUACUGUGAUAACAGAUACCCCAUCUUCGGCAACUAAGGAAACUUCAGAAUAUUCAAGUAUUAAUUGUCAAUCUGCGGAGGAACCUAAUGUUGUUGAAAAGAUUUGCACAACAAAUUUCUCUAAUGAGAAGCCUCAGUUAUCCUCCGUCGCAUGCUCAGAGAUGCCAGAAACAAUUGUCGCCGAAACUGAGGGUAAGGUGGAUGUCAAUCUUGCGGAAUCUGAUGUGAUAAUCAUCCAGGCUGCCAUUAGAGGAUAUUUGGCUCAGAGAACACUGCUAAAGAGUAAGCACGUUGUGAAGUUGCAAGCUGCUGUUCGCGGGCACUUGGUCAGGAGGCAUGCUGCAGGGACAUUGCGAUGUGUUCAAGCUAUUGUUAAAAUGCAGCUCCUUGUGCGAGCACGACACGCUAAACAGUCACAUUCAGAUGAUAAUUUGAAUCACAGUGAUAGCAAAAAUGAUUACUCAAAAACUUUGGAUAAUGAGCAUCACAUGGCCAAAUCAAAUGUGAAGCACACUUCUGUGGAAAAGCUUCUCAGCAAUAAGUUUGCUCGUCAGAUGUUGGAAUCAACCCCAAAAAACAAACCUAUCCAUGUCAAAUGUGAUCCUUCUAAAGGCGAUUCUGCUUGGAAAUGGUUGGAGAGAUGGAUGACUGUUUCAGCAAAAGAUUCUGCAGAGAAUAAAAAGCCGAUUUAUAUGUCGGAACAGUCAGAUGAAACCAAAGAUAGCACUCGUGUAUCUCAAUCGGAAACAGGUAUUCCAUCCCAAGUGAUUCUUCAGUUAGCCGACUCAAAGCCUACUGUUCGGGUUUCACCUCUACCAUCUGAGGAUGAAGAGAAGACCGCGACUUAUGAUGAUAACAACUCAAAUUUUCCAGCAAGCCCCUCUACUUCUUUUAUAAAAGAUAAUUUGGAAGAGGCUCUUCCGAAGAUUACAAAUGAUGCUAAAGAAACCUCCACUGAAAUUGAUUCUUUCCAAAAUGAAAUAAUGGAAUCAAAUGCAAGUGUUCCACAGGAGCCUCAAAUUGAUGAGCAGUGCGAACAAUCUACUAAAGCAUUUGCCUCUGACCAACUUGAGAUUGACGGAAAGAAAUUUGCCGGUGGAUCAAGGAAGUUAAGUAAUCCUGCAUUUAUCGCCGCUCAAUCAAAAUUUGAAGAGCUGAGUUCAAUGGCAAAUUCUAGUAGGCCAAGCAGUUUGUUCAGUCAAGAUGUAUCGGUUGAUUCACAAGCAGACACCUCUUCAGUUGCAGAUACUGCAUAUAUAUCAAAAGAAUUUGUCUCAUCUGAGAAUUCUGCUCUCUAUCCUUCCAAAAUUGGUGAUUCUGAAUAUGGUACUGUACUCUCUAUUUCAUCAACUCUUGAUUCGCCUGACAUAUCCGAGGUUGAGACUUUAGGAAGCGAGCAUGAUGCCAAAGAUUUAGCAGAAGGGAUAGUUAAUCCUGAAAACACAAUUGAUCACGGUGUUUUGGCCAAGACUCCUCGUGCCACUCCGACUUCUAACUUAGCUAUCUCUGAUUCGGAUCAAUUAGAAUAUGUUAAUGACUCCAGUGGUAAUAUUGUUGAUUCAGUGAUGCCUGAAAACUCCAAAGAGCCUGAGAAAAAUGCAUCUGACCUGUUAAGUGAACAGACAGAGAAUGUCCUGCAGGAUUUCAAGUUGUCUCUAGAAGCUUCACCGGGAAGCCAUAUUACCAUUCCUGAAUCUCAAGGAACACCUUCGAGUCAGGUUUCGGUGAAACCUAAAGAGAACAAAAUCAAAAAGACUGGAUCAAGCAGUAGACGUAGGGCACUGUCUGUCGGUAACAAGUCGCCUGCAAAUGCAAAUCAGGAUUCAGGCUCAAGAGCGUUGGUCGGUAACAAGUCUCCUGCAAAUGCAAAUCAUGAUUCAAGCUCGAGAGUGUCAGUUGGUAACAAGUCUCCUGCAAAUGCAAAUCAUGAUUCAGGCUCGAGAGUGUCGGUCGGUACCAAGUCUCCUGCAAAUGCGAAUCACGAUUCGGGUUCAAGAGGCAGUAGAGAACAAUUGCCUAAGGAUCAGCUGAACGGAAAGAGGCGCAAUUCCUUUGGCUCAGUAAAACCUGAUCAUGCUGAACAAGAACCUAGAGAUAACAGUAGUAACAAUAGUUCUCUUCCUCGUUUCAUGCAAGCUACAGAGUCCGCUAGGGCAAAGCUAAAUGCAAAUUCUUCUCCAAGAUCAAGUCCAGAUGUACAUGACCAUGACCUUAAGAAGAGACAUUCCUUACCUGGUGCAACUGGUAGGCAGGGUUCUCCACGUGUUGAACAGUCAUUACCUCAAGCUCAGCACGGCACAAAGGGCAGUGGCGUAAAUGCUCAUUCUGAGAGAAAAUGGCAGAGGUGAAUUGACACGAAAGCUCAAGCGUGCUCGCAUCGGCGGUUUGUAGUUCUUCUGAUAACAAUUGUAUUCUUUGCCUCCCCUCCUUGACCUCAAAAUUUAUUGCUUGAGUUUGGUUGUGAAAGACAUAAAUAUAGAAAGACUAGAACUAGAAAGUUGGUGUGUCUGGGUGAGAGGCUUAUAUGUACAUUAUUAUUAUUAUGGUUCUCCUCAUUGUUAUUGUUGUGUUUGGUACCAUUUGUAAGUUCCAGGCUAAUUCUGCUUGUGAUUUCACCUUGUGUUUGUUAAAAGAUAUUUGUUUGUUUGAAAGCAUCUAUAUAUAUAUUUUUGUAUAGGUGUUGUCUGGUUUUAAUAAGCUGAAUAUUUCUUUGUAUUUUGAUUUCA
This is a messenger RNA of Cicer arietinum (chickpea), 3046 nucleotides long. The record is from RefSeq and is a predicted model, not a curated record. NCBI's taxonomy places the organism in Eukaryota, Viridiplantae, Streptophyta, Magnoliopsida, Fabales, Fabaceae.